AUGGAGAAAGGACAAAGACACGUCGCUGCCCCAAAAGAAGAAGACGAGGAAGAUGACACCGAGACGCCUUUCCAGAAGGCCCAGGGAGACGGUCGCUUGGUUGGAACGGCGGAAAAGAUGAGGCGGCCGACCUGUGCAGAAAACAAAGACAGACACGCAAUUUGGCCGUGGAUCGUCGCUACUGCUACUCUGAUCAAGUUGCUCCUCAUUCCCACAUACCGAAGCACAGACUUCGAGGUUCACCGCAACUGGAUGGCCAUCACGGCGAGUCAGCCGCUGUCCACCUGGUACAGACCGGAGUCGUCUCCGUCGAAGUGGACUCUCGAUUAUCCCCCUCUCUUUGCUUUCUUCGAAUUCUUUCUCUCUCUUCUUGCUCGCUUCGUCGACCCCGCCAUGCUUCAGGUUCAAAACGAAGGUUACGGCAGUCCCGCGUGUGUGUGGUUCAUGCGCCUCACCGUCAUUGUCACAGAACUCGUUCUUGUCCUGGGGGUUCGCCGCAUCUGCAAAGCUGCCCAGACACUCCAGCCGGUGCACAGACGCGUCCACGGCCCCUGCGUAGGCGCCGACGCGACGAGGCGAGGACAGGGGGAAGUCGAAGAAGAGAGACAAGCAAGAGGAGGCGAAAACCUCGGGUGGCCGAAUGUCGCUCUUCUUCUGGUUCUGUUCAAUGCCGGACUCCUCAUCGUCGACCACAUUCACUUCCAGUACAACGGUGUUCUCCUCGGCGUCCUUCUGCUCUCCGUCGCGGAAGUCCAAACGGGGCGUUACUACAGAGGCAGCAUUCUCUUCACGUGCGCCUUGCUGCUCAAACACAUUUUUCUUUACGUCGCUCCUGUCUACUUUGUAUUUCUCUUGAGUUGGUUGCGGCCUCGCGAGUUGCGCUCAUCACCGGACGAGGAACUGGAACUCAUUUCGGAAACCCGGAGGGACUGGGGAACUGCCUCUUCGCGCUCUGCUCACGUGCCCAGCCUGCGCGGUGCUCUGGUGUGGCUCGGGCGAGUUCUGCGCCUCGGCCUCCUCAUCCUUUCUCUCGCUAUCCUGGUUCUGUCUCCCUUCGUCGCCACAGGGCAGACGACGGCCAUGAUCGGGCGCCUGUUCCCCUUCGGCAGAGGCUUGUUGCAUGCGCAGUGGGCCGCCGGUCUGUGGGCGCUCUACGCAGCGGCGGACCGCGUUCUGUUUCUUGGUGGGCGCGCCCUCGGUUGGAGUUUCGCCACUCCUUCCGUCGGAGAAGGACCAGCGACGGUGACUCCUUUUCGAGUCUUGCCAAACAUUUCGCCCCUUGCUGCCGGCCUCGUCACGCUUCUCCUUUACACGCCCCUCCUCUUCACGAUCUGGAAAUUUCCCUCAAGGCGACUGUUCCCCGUCUAUGUCGCCCUCGGCGCCUCCGUUUCCUUCGCCUCCGGCUGGCAUGUCCAUGAGAAGGCGAUUUUGCUCGUCACGGUGCCUCUCGGCGUCGCGGCGUGGACAAUCCUGGACCCGUUUCUCCUCGUUUCCUCUUUUUUCCUAAACACCCUGGGCAACCUCGCUAUUCUCCCGCUUCUCCCGCGGCCGCACGAGACGCCGCUGAAACUCACUCUCUUCCUCUUUUCUACACUUAUGGAGGCUCUCUGUAUCUUCCUCGCGCUCGCGAAGGAUCGGAGGGGCCGGGUACGACAGCAAGUCGUCUUUCUCCAGACACCAGCUUCUUCCUCCUCUCCAUGCUGCGGAGCCAAAUGCGAUAGCGAGGAGAGUGUCCCGUCUCCGUUGUCUCCUUGUUCUUCCUCUCCAUCUCUUUCCUCUUGCUCUCCGCAUUCGUGCCCCGCUAUCGUCGCCUCUCUGGAAGCCGCCUGUGUGGACGCGCUCUCCAUCGGGAUCCGCCCGGUUCACAUACGGAGAUGUCUCAGGUCGUAUCUGCUUUUUCUUGCACUGUCCCUCUCCGGGGUAGCGCUGCUGUAUACUCUUCAGUCUGAUCUCGUUCCAAACGUGCUUCUUCUGAAGCUCUACAAGACCGAAACCUCUUGGGUGGCGCAUGCAGCGGAGACGCCAGCGACGCUAACCCUGUCACCAAGGGGUGCUGCUCCUGCACUGUCCGCGGGACGCACGUCUCCUCUUCCUUCCUCGCCCUCCACUUUCGCUUCAGGGUCCGAUUUCCGGGGGGAAGACGCCCGCACCGUCGUCGAUAGGAAGCGCACAUCUCCGCCUACGCUCGCCUCUCGUCGGGUCCUCUCUCUGCUUCUUCACUUCCACAGCGCCACCAAAGCGGAAGAGCAGAAACAGCGGCACUACGCAAGGGAUCUCCUGGCUGCAAUCGUGGCUUCGCCCCCACAUUUUCCUUCUGUGUCUUCCGGGGGAAUCGAGGGAGAGGGCGAACGAGACACGGAUCGGCAGACAGAGCCAAGGGCUCCAAAUGAAGAGCACUUGGAGAACAAGGAUGAAUCGAUCGAAGAGCAUUUCUGGAAUGCGAACAGUCCAGUUCUCCAUCACAUCUUACGGCAGUGGCAUCACAAUUUCCCCUAUUUUUAUCGCAUCCUGUUUGCAGCGCAUGCGUUAGCCAAACGCUUCGAGUUUCUCCCGCUGAUGCUUCUCGUCUGCUCGUCCGCCGUGGGCCUCUUGUCCCUCUUCGUCGCUCUCCAUGUCUACCUUGUCUCCGAUCUGGCUCCUCGCGCCCCCCGCCGCUAG
Molecule: messenger RNA, 2658 nt
Organism: Neospora caninum
Lineage: Eukaryota; Apicomplexa; Conoidasida; Eucoccidiorida; Sarcocystidae
Product: putative dolichyl pyrophosphate Glc1Man9GlcNAc2 alpha-1,3-glucosyltransferase
Exons: 14
Coding region: 1-2658 (885 amino acids)
Biological process (GO): protein N-linked glycosylation
Cellular component (GO): endoplasmic reticulum membrane
Molecular function (GO): dolichyl pyrophosphate Glc1Man9GlcNAc2 alpha-1,3-glucosyltransferase activity
Source: RefSeq, a predicted model, not a curated record